AUGACAAGAAAGGAAAGACAGUUGAGAGAAAAGAAAGGUAUCAAUAAUGGAAAAGACAUGAGCAGAAGGAAAAAUAGCUUGAGUUCACAAAAAAAAAGUAUUAAAGAAGAAGAAGGAAACCCCAAACUAGAGCUAAAACGAGGAAUUGGAAAGGAAAACAAGCGACUCAAGGUUGCAUUGGAGAAAAGAAAGGAGCUUGAAGAAAAAGCUAUUCCACAUUCCGAAAGUAAUAGGUCAAAUCGUCGUUCUCAUCGAGAACGAUACGACCCACGCAAAGGGGACGAAGUUCUUGACGGUCGUCGUCUCAGUCAAAGUGAUGCAAGAAGAAGCGAGGAUGUCAGGAACGUUUAUCAAAGUCGCGUUCACCAUGAUGACGAUUAUUAUGAUCGUUAUGUGCUCGAUGAUGAUCAUUAUUACACGGCCGAGCAAGAUAGGCGAACCAGAUCAAGUCGCAAGAAACAUAGACAAAGGGAUGAUCAUAUCAAUGAUGAUCACUCGAAGAGGUCUAGACGUGAUAAAGACCUUUCUAAAAGGAGAAAGGAGUCUGACAGGAAUGAGCGGAUUCGCAGAGAAAUUGAGGGAGACUCGGUGAGAGGCGAAGAACUCAGCAAAAGAAGGCUUAGUGAAAUGAUUGGUGAGAUGUUAGCCCAAAAGCAAUCCAAAGAUUAA
This is a messenger RNA of Papaver somniferum (opium poppy), 669 nucleotides long. Its product is annotated as pre-mRNA-splicing factor CWC22 homolog. Lineage: Eukaryota; Viridiplantae; Streptophyta; Magnoliopsida; Ranunculales; Papaveraceae. The transcript has 2 exons. Bases 1 to 669 code for a protein of 222 amino acids. The record is from RefSeq and is a predicted model, not a curated record.